Messenger RNA from Emiliania huxleyi CCMP1516, 765 nucleotides. RefSeq lists its product as hypothetical. The record is from RefSeq and is a predicted model, not a curated record. Gene Ontology annotation, biological process: protein peptidyl-prolyl isomerization. Gene Ontology annotation, molecular function: peptidyl-prolyl cis-trans isomerase activity. Lineage: Eukaryota; Haptophyta; Isochrysidales; Noelaerhabdaceae. Gene Ontology annotation, cellular component: cytoplasm. Bases 1 to 765 code for a protein of 254 amino acids. The transcript has 3 exons.
AUGGCAUACUUCGCGCUCAGCUCUCUCGCGCUCAAGCUGCCUGCCGCCCCGCCUACCGGCGCCGUCGUCGGCCGCGCCCUCGCCGUCGCCGGACCGCUCGCCGCGCCGUCCGCGGUGCACGCCUCGACGGCGGCCGCCGCCUCAACCCUCGCGCUCGCCGAGAUCGACUGGUCGUACGAGCUGAACAGACCGCCGAUUAUUCUGUCGCCCUUCGAGGUGACGCCGGUCGGCUGGACGCUCGCCGCGCUCUACGUCGGCUGGUUCUCCUGGUCCAUCUUCCGGCCGCAGUCCGAGGCCGAGGCGGCGGCGUGGGAGAAGCAGGAGGCGGCGGCGUCCGAGAUGGCGGCCGCAGCGGGCGCCUUCCUGCGCGAGGCGUCUGCCGAGGAGGGGGCGACGACGAGCGCCUCGGGCCUCGUCUUCAAGAGCCAUGCCGAGGGCGAAGGCGCUUGCCCGACGAUGGAGGACACGGUGGUUGUGCAGUACAAGGGCUCGCUCGCCGACGGCACCGUCUUCGACUCGUCGUACGACCGCGAAAAGCCGACCGAGUUCAAGCUCAAGCAAGCGACGCUCACCAUCCCGGCAGACCUCGCCUACGGACCGAUGGGCGCGCCACCAACCAUCCCGGGCAACGCCGCGCUGCGCUUCGAGGCGCGCCGCGGCAGUCCUGCCACCCCCGCCUCACCCCCGACCACUCCCCUCCCCCCGGGGCCACGUCUCGUCGAGCUGCUCGAGGUCAAGGAGAAGUCGGGCUUCUCCCUCUUUUAG